This is a messenger RNA of Colletotrichum gloeosporioides, 636 nucleotides long. RefSeq lists its product as uncharacterized. Lineage: Eukaryota; Fungi; Ascomycota; Sordariomycetes; Glomerellales; Glomerellaceae. The coding region runs from base 1 to 636 and encodes 211 amino acids. The transcript has a single exon. The record is from RefSeq and is a predicted model, not a curated record.
AUGGACAGGCCUAGCAACGGCGGCCGCUUGCGAAUUACCGAGCUGCCUGUAGAGAUUUUGAGAAUUAUUUUGUCUCACUCAGCCGAUAUUGGCAGUCUGGAUUCGACAGUCCACUCCUGCGGCACCUUGUUUCAUGCGUUUUACGCCUUCCCAGCGCCCAUCGUCACAGCGAUUGUCCAGCGAGAGAUCGGGAAGGACUUGCUAUUCGAAGCUGCGCGUCUCACAAGAGUCUUAGAUCUUUUGCGGUCUCAGGAUGGCGUGGUGGUGGCCAACGUCUCAUUCGCCGAGUUCCUACGUCGGGACCAAGAAACACCGCAUCAUUUCCGCUGGACUCUGCAUGGGGCCUACUCUGCAAUCCCACUGCACGAGAUCGUGGAGUCUUUAUCAUUGAGGAUCGUAUCAGAGAUAUUCGCACGUAUUCAAUCCAUCCAUCCCCACGUGGAGAUAAAGCCCGCCUCCAGCACAGAGCUCCUCCGCAUUCAGCGGGCGCUGUAUCGAUUUGAGACCUAUCGAAUCUUGUUUCCUCAGCAUCAGGAUCUUGAACACGAUUACCCAGACUAUGUGGACGAUCUAGAUGGUGGGAUGAAGGCGCAAAUGCAGUUCCUUGCUGGCAGCGCUCCAUGGGAGAAUGAAUAG